Molecule: messenger RNA, 2717 nt
Organism: Pantherophis guttatus
Lineage: Eukaryota; Metazoa; Chordata; Lepidosauria; Squamata; Colubridae
Source: RefSeq, a predicted model, not a curated record
UUUAUUUUGACACUCCGGGCUGAGAGAUCACUUUCGUUUCUGCUGGCUGCUGGAGCUGUUUCUUCCAAAUCACGAGGACGCGCAAAAAGGGGAGGAGGAUGCAUUAAAUGGGACCAUUAAAAGGGAGAGCAGAAUCUUUCUCUUAAAGAGGCAGCCAGAAUUUCUGUGUCUCUCGGCUUUCAACCGACAUGGGUGGAUUGCUAACAUGCCGUCAGUGUUCCAAGCGCAUGGAGAGUCUAAAGGACCACAGUUUCUGGGACAUCUGUAGGACAUGUGUGAGAAAGUACUUUUGGUUCAUCCUUGUCACUGUCAUCGUGCUUACUUUAUCUAUCAUUCACUACUCACGGGCCCCACCAGAUCUAGUCGGGAAGUGCCCUAAAGACCAACCCAAGUUGCUUCACAACAUCUCCCAAGUGGAGCCGGAAAAAGUGAUUCUGAAGGAGCAACUGAUCAAGAUGGAAAAGAAGAUGCAGAAGCUCAAGAAUAUUAUGAACCAGACUCAAGAAAAAUCUUUGCAACUUUUGGAAAAGAAGAAAGAAGAAGCGGAUGCCCUGAGCAAGGAAUUGUCAGGUUUCAACCAAUCCCUUGUACUAACCAGACAGCUCCUGGAGAAGGAAAGGGAGAAAGCCCAAAGUUUACAGAAUCAACUGGAGAAGGAAAAGGAGGACCUCCGAAAGAUUCAGCAGCAGAGAGAUUCUUGCCAGAAACGGCUGAACACGUUGGAAGAAGAACUCAAGUCUCCAGGUAGUAAAACUAGAGAAUACGAAGGUAAAAUAGCAGAGCUUGAGAGGCAGAUUAAACAAGAGAAACAGAGAAACCAAGACAAUUUUAGACAUGAAAGAGAGCAGUACCAGAACAGAAUCACGGAAUUACAUGAUCAAAUUAGAAGCCAGCAACAGGAAAAGAGUUCCACUAAAAAUAUCUUAGAAGAUGGAACUAUCAUGCCCUGGGCGUUAGUGAUUUUUCUCCUUUUCAUCUGCUGUGUCAAAUGUUGCAGGCAAGAGCAGUAGCACUGCCAUUCAAGAAGUCCUGGAAGAAACUGUGGAUAUGGCGGCAGCUUAAAAACAAAGUACUGCUUGUGGGAAAGGAAACACUACUCCUUUUUACUUGCCUAUUUGAAAUAUAAAUGUCUUUGUCAAGCAUUGGGUUUGUUUCCCAACAGAGAUAUAUUUUUAUUUUUUAUUUUUUUUAAAAAAAAAUUCCUAAAUCGUUUAAAGCUGUACUUUAAAUGUAUUAUUUAGAGCCACGGUGGCACAGUGAUUAGAGUGCAGUACUGCAGGCUACUUCUGCUGACUGCCGGCUGCCUGCAAUUCGGCAGUUCGAAUCUCACCAGGCUCAAGGUUGACUCAGCCUUCCAUCUUCUCGAGGUCGGUAAAAUGAGGACCCAGAUUGUUGGGGGACAAUACGCUGACUCUGUAAACCUCUUGGAAAGAGUUGUAAAAGCACUGUGAAGUGGUGUAUAAGUCUAAGUGCUACUGCUAUUAUGGUUGGUCACAUAGUCAGCCAGAUGUUUGGACUGGAUUUGGCAUUUUUAUCCACCUACAGUAUCAAGUCCUUCCCAAGGACUUGGGAUAGGCAGAUGUGGAGGUCUGAUGGUGUUGCAUCCUGAUUGUCGCAGGAUGUAAGCUGUUCUGAGAGAAGCUGCCUUUUGCAAUUGACUGGUGGUGAUUUUCUCAAUGCCGAUGGUGUUCAAGGAGUGCUCCAACCAAACACAGAGAGCAUCAAGGAUCUGGAACUACAAAUAUUCUCCUUUAAUGGUAUUCCAGUUGUUUUGGGAUUGUCGCCAAGAUUCCUAUUACAGGUAGUCCUUACAACAGUUCGUUUCGUAGCCGUUCAAAGUUCCAACGGCAUUGUAAAAAAAUUGACUUACUUUCCCACUUGCAACCAUUGAAGCAUCCCUGAGCAUCCCUCAGGCACUUGGCAACUGACUCGUAUUUAUGACGAGUUGCAGUGUCCCAGGGCCAUGCGAUCAACUUCUGCAACCUUCUGACAAGCAAAGUCAAUUGUGGCACUAACGUCACAACUGCAGGGAUUAAUUUAACAACUGUGACACAAAAGGUCAUAAAAUGGGACAACAUUCACUUAACAAAUGAAAUUUUGGGCUCCACUGUGGUCAUAAGUCGAGGACUACCUGUAUUAACAGUACUCUAUCUUUGCUUUCUUUUGCCACAGUUUCUCUAUUUCUAUUUGCAGAUCUUUGUAUUUUGUCAUCUGCUCUGUUCUUUCUCUUCUCUUCUGUUGUCUCCAGGUACUAUCUCCAUCCACUAUCCGAACUUUGUUUUUCUUAUCAACAAUUGUUAAGUCUGGCAUGUUAUGUGGCAGGUGCCUGUUUGAAUUCUUAAGUCCCAGAGCACUUUGGCUUCUUCAUUUUCUGUUACUAUGAUUAUAAACACAGCAAUGUGAAAUCACACUUUUCAGUUCUUUAGCUGGCACAUUGCGUUCUUCUCAAGAACCGAGGAAGUCAUAAUAUAUUGGCAUAACAUACGUGUGGAUCUAAGCAGUGUGGCCUUUUGUAAUUGACAGGUGGAAAUGUUGUCAAUGCACAGAUGUUGUUAUUACCAUUAUUUUCUAGAAUAUACUAAUAUUUCAAGUAAACCACAACAUGUGAAAUAAAAACACAAUACAUACGUAUCUAUAUAACUGUGUCCUCAUCUUGAAGGCAGAUGUUUGUUGUCUAGGAACUAUCCACAAUAAAUCUGUAUUUAACCCUUCCCAAA